GUGCUGCUAUUACACCUUAUAUAUCAACCUUCAAAACACAACAGCAAAAAUUUAAAUUAAAGAACAAGCUGUAUAAACCUAAAUUAUGCCAUGCAUGCAAGCUCACCCUUUCUAUUUCAAACCACAAUAACAAAAAUACACAGGCAAUAAGAAAGGCAAAGAAUUAGUGAAUUACCUUUUUGUUUUCUUUGAUUUCAAGAAAUGGGAUGUGGAAAAUCAAAAUAUGCCGUCGCCACUGCGAACAGUACGGUCACCAGGAAAAAAACUAGCAAGAAUAAUGACAGUAAUAAUAAUAUUGAAGUGAAGGACAUAGCUGAGGAUCAUAAAGAUUUGAAAAACGGUGAGCAAGAACAAACAUCACCCGGCGGAAAAAUGAUUUCAAAGGACUCGCCGAAUCGAUAUUUUUCAUCGAGAAAAGAUGAAGAUAUCGAAGGAAUUGCUUCUGAGAGGUCUGAAUAUUUCUCCCCACGUCUUGAUUCCGGGAAGGAGGACGCGUUCAGCGACUGUGUUAAAACAUCAUUACUAAACGACGUUGUUUCCGAACAAGAAACGGAAACAUCGCCGGACGAUGUUGUUUCCGGUGGAGUGAAACAAGAAACAGAAAAUGGAGAGCCUGCAAAGGAGAAGGAAGAGCAUGUGGCCGGUGAAGCAGAACCGGGUAAAGCUCUUGAACCGGAGAUUCCGAGUUCCGGUGAAAAGAAGAAGAAUGUUGAGGAGGAGAAGUUGGCAGUUCCAUCAAGCUAGAAUGUGAAGGAAAACAUGAAGCUUGUCUUGCUCAUCUUUUUUAUACUACCAGAU
Molecule: messenger RNA, 798 nt
Organism: Mercurialis annua (annual mercury)
Lineage: Eukaryota; Viridiplantae; Streptophyta; Magnoliopsida; Malpighiales; Euphorbiaceae
Exons: 3
Coding region: 202-744 (180 amino acids)
Source: RefSeq, a predicted model, not a curated record